Molecule: messenger RNA, 1071 nt
Organism: Cryptococcus wingfieldii CBS 7118
Lineage: Eukaryota; Fungi; Basidiomycota; Tremellomycetes; Tremellales; Cryptococcaceae
Exons: 1
Coding region: 1-1071 (356 amino acids)
Source: RefSeq, a predicted model, not a curated record
AUGUCCUCCAUCACCCCCGCCACAUUUGCCGCCCUCCACCCCGUCCACCACCUAAUCUUUGAAGAACUCGUCGCCUCCGCCCCUCACUCGGUCCUCCGGCUCUGCUCCUCCACCUACGAACGCAUCAUCCCCUUGCUGUAUGUCGACAUAUCCCCUUCUCCCGCCGUAUUCGAGGGCCUUCAAUCGGAUGCAGGAGAGGAGUGGACUCUAGAGGCUUUGCAAAAUACAAGGACGCUCAAGAUCUGCGACUUUACGAGCCUCGAUACGCUCUAUGGACUUACUGGUGUAGAGCCCCAUUCCCAUACGAUACCCUCUCCCUCUGUUCCAUCAGACGCGAUAGAAGCUAUCCCUCGCUACCGCCACAUAUACCGCAACAUCUUCCCCAAUCUUGAACGUCUCGAAUUUGGCUUCCCAGUCCUCCGAGAAAGAGUCGAUGCCUAUAUUAAUCCGCACUUCCCGGAGGAGGGCCGCGGUCCGGUAGAUCGAGAAAAGAUGCUUUUCCGGCGCAUCGAGAGGCUGUUGCCGAGCAAUCUCAGGGAGGUUGUCUUCCAUUUGGACGAGGAAGGAGAGGAGUACUGGAACAAGGCCAGGCACUUCCUCCACACUCUAGCCCCUCGAGACGCAGUCAUCAUGAUCCGAGGAAAAAUCCUGAAUAGAGCCAAGACUUUGGCCGCUGGGCUGGGGGAUCUGUUACCCUUGUCAUGGGACAGGGCCGAGCGUCUUCGGGUCUUUGUUGAACCUCAAGGAGACUGGGACUCGCUUGAUUAUACUGACAAGGCAAAGAUUCACUUUUCGCCCAUGGGUAUAUCGGUCUACCAAUACGCCAGCAAUCUUUAUGACGAGCUCGCUGAACGGGGCUGGACAUCAGGGAGCGGGCAGGAAUUACCAAAAUCGGUACCGCGCGUCGAGAUUCACCUUCCCGAGCGCGCUCGUGUGCUUCAAUGGGUAGUAGACGAUGAUGUGCACCGGCCAUUGGAUACGCUGUUGGAGGAGGGGAUAUUGGUUCUGAAGGAGCUUGACAUGGAGGUAGUGGAGAAGCUGGGUGUGAUGGAAUGGGCAGGAGUGGCUUAA